Molecule: messenger RNA, 3117 nt
Organism: Benincasa hispida (wax gourd)
Lineage: Eukaryota; Viridiplantae; Streptophyta; Magnoliopsida; Cucurbitales; Cucurbitaceae
Source: RefSeq, a predicted model, not a curated record
UGUCGAGAAGGUAUUUUUUCUCUUGAAUGAUUUUUGAAGUGAAGGUCUUUCUUCCGUUGAACCCUCCCACCUUCUUCUUGCGUUGAACGAUUUUUAGGGAAUAAAUGUUUGGCUAAGGUUUUGGUUUAAAUUCAUUGAUUAUCGUGUGAGGUGUGAUGGUAGGUUAGACCCUUUGUCAAAAUACAUUGUGCAGCGUGUUAUAGGUGUAGGUAGAGUGUGUUUGUUGUUUUCAAACGGUUUUGAAACCCUCAAACUUUAGAAUUCCAUUGGGGGUAGUUUUGACAAUUGUUAAUCUUUAUUUUUUAAUUUUAUAUUCCAUUUGCUAUUUUUACAAUUUAAAAUAUUUUUUCUAUUUAUCCAAAUGAAUGCUUAAAUUUUUCUAUUUAUUUGGUCAACCCAUUUAUUUACUUGCUUUUGAAUCUGUUCGAAUAAGGAAAUCCUUAUUGAUAAGAUCAUCGAUUGACCCAAGCUGAUGGGUGAAGACAAAUUUAGGCUCUCUUUGGGGUUGCAAUAAGUGAUUAGGGAAAAUCUUACGGCCUGUACUAAUUGGUAAAAUAAUAGAUUUAUUAAUGGGCUGAUCAGAUAAAUAGCAAAAUUUAAGUUUUCAUUUGGAUAAAUAGCAAAAACUUUUUUAAAAUUGUAAAAAUAGCAAACGGCAUAUAAAAUUAAAACAUAAAGAUUAACAAUUGUCAAAACUACCCCCAAUGGAAUUAUAAAGGUUUGAGGGUUUCAAAACCGUUUGAAAACAACAAAUACCACUCUACCUAUACCUAUCACACACUAAACAAUGCAUUCGGUCUAAUCCACCAUCACACCUCACAUGGUAAUCAAUGAAUUUAAAGCAAAACCCUAACCAAAUAUUUAUUCCCUAAAAAUUGUUCAACGAAAGAAGAAGGUGGGACGGUUCAACGAAAGAAAGACCUUCACUUCAAAAAUCGUUUAAGAGAAGAAAUACCUUCUCGACAACUUCAAGCGCUUGACCUUCGACAUUGAAGCUCCUUCUCGAUAGCUUCAAGCGACAUCUUCAAGGGACUUUUGCACGAUAUCGAAUAUUUCUCCACCGUAUUGAAUCUAAAUACUUGCUUCUAGAUCUUUUAAGCACCUCCUUUAAGCACUUCACUGAUUGCAAACUGCUUAAAUUUUCUGCAAUGCAAUCUGCUUAGGUCUGGAAUCUACUUAAAUUUUCUAAUUCCACACAGCAUUGCAAUUCCCAAAUUUCUUUUAAUCCAUGUAUUGCAAUCGGGUCUACCUCUUGUUUGCAUAUUGAAGAGAUGAAAACAGUGUUGAACGAAACUGUUUAUAGAUAAUAUAUAAAUAUUCCAUUAUUUUUUAAAAAUAAACAAAGAUUUAAUAUUGGUUUUUUAGAUAUCAGAACGUGGUUUAUUGUUAAAUAUUUAGAUUCAAAACUUUUGGGAUAUAAAAUAACGUCGUUUUUUCAGAAGUUGAAAACAGAAACGAUUAAUGAAAAUGAUAUAAAAUCUCGCCCUUUGGUUGUUUGUAUAAAACUGAUAAAUUUACGAUUAAUCAAACAUUACAAACUAUGAAAAAAGAGAAAGUCGAAGGAAAAAUCAGAGCCAACGAAAGAUUAAGAGCAGCUAGAAUAACUGGUGGAAAAAAACAAACAAACAAGCAAAGGGUCAAUAGUUAUCAACAGUGAUGACGAGGUAUGUUUUUAUUUUUAUUUUAAUGUAGUUGAAAACAUCAAAUUUUGAUCAUGUAUGUAAAAUAGGGAAAAUGGAGAUAAUGGUAGGGGGAUCAGACAUAAAAUGUGCAACUCCAAUAACUAGCAACAAAGGAAAGUGAGAUGCUUCUACACUAGUGGUCAAAGUUCAAGCAAACAAAUCAAGGAUAAAGAAUAAGGUUAGAACCAAACAAGAAAGGGAGAAAUGACGUAGUAGAAGAAGAAGAGCAACAUGAACUACAUGAGGGAAAGGUAUGAUAAUGUAGAUUUUAUGAAAUCAUCUAUUAAUUACAGUGUAUUUGUUAAAGUAUAUACAUAAUAUAAUUACCAAAUAAUGAAACGGGAUGAACAAGAUAGUAAUGAGUAUGAAGAGGAAGAAGAGAACCUUGAAGGGACAGGUGAAAAUGUGCAAGAUGAAAGCAAAGACAAUGAAGAAGAAAAGUCACAAAGUCGUGGGGAAACAACACUAUCAGAAAAAAGAUCAUCUAGUGGACAAUCAGACAAGAGGAUGGAAACAAAGAAAGGAAAAGAGCUUGAAAUUUGUCCAUUACUAGCAACCCCACAGGAAAUGACUAUGUCAUAUUUUGCUCCAUUCAUCAACGAGGAAAAAAAGGUCCUGCAAGAGGUCGAAGAAGAAAUGAGCAGAUAUAGGCCGAGAAAGAGAGUGGUUGAACUAUCCUUGAAUAGAAGACUCGGUUUAUCAUUUGACAAAGAUGAAAUGGAAAGGUUUGAAGGAAUAGUGAAAAUACAACAAUUAAUGAACACAAGGAUGGAUGAAAACUUUGAUGCCAUGAAGAUUAGUCAGCAUAUCUUGACGAAGAAGAUAGAUGACUUGGUGGAAUCGUUAAAAAAAAUGAUUGACUACAUGAAGACUAUACAGACUUUUCAAUCACACGCAUCAACAAGCAAUCUGUUUAUGCCUACAUCCCAGUUCGAAAAGGAAUUAGAUGGCAUUGAGAAAGAACAAGAAGAAAAAGAAGAAGAUAAGGGGUUGGUUGAUGCUUUUGAUACUCCUACAAUAAUUCGAAGAAAAGAUGACGACGAGGAUGAAGAAGGCCAAGGAAAUAAGGAUCAUGGAUUGAAAAUACCAUCAGUAGUACACAAAGAAGCAUGCCAUGGAGAUAAAAACAAGGAGUCUGAAGAAAAAGAAAGUAAUGAACUAGAGGUCAAGGUGAAUUGAUAUAAACGUGUUGCAGAUUAUAUCUUUUAACAAUGUAUGAAAAUUGACUAGAAAAAUUGAUUGAGAUGGGACAAUCAAGACGCUGAUGAAGAAAUCAACAAAGUUAUUCGAUCAAUUGAUGAAUGAGAGAUUUACAAAAAGUUGGAGAUGUCAAAUAAGCAAAAGACAAUAGUAUUGAUAUGUUUCUUUAAAACUGUACAAAAUUUAAUUAUUAUUUUUUAACUCCAUGUUAAAUCAAUUAUUUGGACUUUUUAAC